AUGGCAAAGAGCCAUUACAAACUACGGUCAGCCUGUAAUACAGCCUUGAAGAGGCAACAAGUGGAGUAUACAGGAUGGUACAUGUUCAUCAGUUCUUCUGGACAACUACACAUCAAUGACACUGCCCGUCUGUCAAGUUCCCCAGUAAAUGGCAGCAUGGCUAGGUGUUUAUCCUUCUGGUAUUUAAUGUAUGGUCCUGAUGUCAACACACUCAAUGUAUACACAAAGAAAAACUCUGUAUAUGGGAACCCAGUGUGGAAACAUGUUGGCACAGUGGACAGUAACUGGCACCAGGCUGUGGUCACACUUCUGGUCAAUAGUACCUAUAGCAUUGUCUUUGAAGGUGUGCGUGGGACCAGAUUUUCUGGAGUCAUUGCUAUUGAUGACAUCACAGUCACAGAUGGCACUUGUGGAUCAGCAUCUAUUUCAUCAUGCACAUUUGAGGAUCCAGUAUAUGCGGAUUCCAGCAAGCACAUGAUGAUAAUUUUGAUUGGACACGAGCGAGUCUCUCCACAGCUUCUAAUGGCACUGGUCCAACUGCAGAUCACACACUUGGCUCCAGUAGAGCCUCUUACAGCAUGUGGCCAGUCUUAUACUGGCAGAGUGCAGGUUCUACAUGUACAUAGAGCUUCCUUGCCCCAACAUCCAGGUAAUAGAGCACGCCUUAUCAGUCCUUCCCAGCCUGCAACAUCAGGCUCAUGUCUUCGCUUCUGGUACUACAUGUAUGGACAUACUAUGGGCACUCUGUCAGUGUAUCUUCGUUCUGGGGGUCAGCUUAUUAAUACCAUCUUCAACAUAUCUGGUAACCAAGGAAACCGCUGGAUCCAAGCAGAAAUCACUGUUCACUCCUCUGGGUCUUGGGAGGCUGUAUUUGAAGGUGUGGUUGGCAGUGGUUACUCCAGUGACAUUGCAAUUGAUGAUGUCAGCAUACUUUCUGGUUCCUGUGGGGCAGUCUCAGGUGGCUGCAACUUUGAUGUGGACAUGUGUACCUGGUCAAAUGUCCAGGGUGAUAAUUUUGACUGGAUGCGGACCAUGGGUGCCACACCCACUCAAUACACAGGUCCCAGUGUGGACCAUACACAAGACAGUGUUGAGGGAGGAUUUGUAUUCAUUGAGAGUUCAGCCCCACGAGUGCCUGGUGAUCGCGCAUGGCUGGUCUCCCAGCCUUUUACUGCAUUUAGAGGCUCCAGAUGUCUUAUUUUCUGGUACCAUAUGUAUGGCAGUGGCAUUGGAUCUCUGAAUGUGUACCUGGAUGACACAGCCAACACAUCACACACAAAGUUGUGGAUGCAAUCAGAUAAUAAAGGUGAAAAGUGGCUGCAGGGACAGAUACCCUUACCAUCACAGAGCAAAGAGUACCAGAUUCGAUUUGAGGGCGUAAGGGGUCAAACAUUCUUUGGUGACAUUGCCCUUGAUGACAUUUCUUUCACAUCUGUUCCAUGUAUAUACAAACCACCUGAUGCACAAGCCGGUUUGCUGUCUGCAACAUCACCUGCACCAACAUCAUCCACUCUUGCUCCUUUCAUAUCUCAAUCUCCAUACGACUGCUCAUUUGAGAGUGAUUACUGCUCAUGGAAACAAGAUGAUUCUGAUGAUUUUGACUGGAAUCGUGGCCAGGGACCGUCAGGAACAGUGGCCACAGGACCUUUUAUAGACCACACAUUAAACAGUAACAAUGGAUGGUACAUUUUCAUUGGGACAGCUGCUGUACAAGGGACCAGAAAUACAGCACAACUUGUAUCUGCACAAAUAUUGGCCAAUUCUUCCUACUGUUUGCAGUUCUGGUAUUACAUGUAUGGUCCUCACAUUGACACACUUGACAUCUAUGUCCGUCAGAAAAAUGGUGAUCGUGGUGCAUCCCUAUGGACCAAAAGCCAGUCACAAGGCAACCAUUGGAAUUAUGGACAAGUUCAGAUAGCUCCCUUUUCCAACACUGUCAACAUAGUAUUUGAGGCUGUCCGUGGUCCCACUUUUAGAGGAUACAUUGGCUUGGAUGACAUCAGAGCUGUUGCAGGCAGCUGUGUUGCUACAAGUGGCUUGGUAUGUGACUUUGAGUCUGGGUUGUGUGGCUGGAAUCAGACUACAGCAGAUAAUUUUGAUUGGACGCUACAUUCUGGCCAGACAAGCACCACAAAUACUGGACCUUUCUAAUGACCAUACUCUGGGUACUGCAGCAGGUCACUACCUUUACAUUGAAACCAGUGCUCCUCGGCACCCUGGAGAGAAAGCUCGUCUUGUCAGUUCCCAAGUCACCCAAACCAUACCUCAGUGUAUUAAAUUUUUUUACAAUCUCAAUGGCAACAACAUUGGUGCC
Molecule: messenger RNA, 2314 nt
Organism: Pomacea canaliculata
Lineage: Eukaryota; Metazoa; Mollusca; Gastropoda; Architaenioglossa; Ampullariidae
Product: MAM and LDL-receptor class A domain-containing protein 1-like
Exons: 15
Coding region: 1-2151 (716 amino acids)
Biological process (GO): nervous system development
Cellular component (GO): membrane
Source: RefSeq, a predicted model, not a curated record